Molecule: messenger RNA, 4515 nt
Organism: Mycotypha africana
Lineage: Eukaryota; Fungi; Mucoromycota; Mucoromycetes; Mucorales; Mycotyphaceae
Exons: 3
Coding region: 1-4515 (1504 amino acids)
Biological process (GO): SREBP signaling pathway
Cellular component (GO): endoplasmic reticulum membrane; Golgi membrane
Molecular function (GO): sterol binding; protein binding
Source: RefSeq, a predicted model, not a curated record
AUGUUGCCCUAUCUAUUAACACUAUCCAAAAUUCGCUAUUUUAUCUCAAAAAAGGUCUUCUAUACCUUGGGCAGCAGAAUUGCUUCACAUCCUUUUCUUAUUCUAUUCAGUUAUUUAUUCUUCAUACUUCAUAUAUCAUAUCCCAUUGUAUUCGAUCCGUCACCUAGUCAGCAUACUGUAAAAAACUAUAUAGACGGACAUCUAUGGCAAGCAACACAUCACUUGAAUUAUUUGGCAGUAGAUAAUCCAACAUUGAACGCAGGAGACAAACCACCGCUUAUUAAUUACAUAGCAGAGCAAAUCAUCCUACCAUUCCCUGGGGACGGUACGACCCAUUUGCUUAACGUCGAACAGCAGCAACAGGCAUUCAAAAACUUAUUAACAGCAUCACUAUCCCUUUACAAAUCUAUCACGAUCUCUAAUCAAUUGAAGUCAGUUUGUGCAUUAACACCACAACGACAAUGUAUUGUACAUUCGCCAUUUUCCUUAUGGAACUACGAUGAACAAGAAUUACAAAAUGAUAAGAAUAUUUCAAAUACCAUCAAUAGUCAUAUGCUUAAAACGUCAAAGAUAACUAAUCUACCAUUACAUCCAGCGACAUUUAUGGGAAAUGUCACAUUGGAUGAAUCAUCACAACAAUUUACUUCAGCCAACUCGAUCAUUUUGACGUUCAUAUUGAAAAAUACUGAACAUACCCUAGACAUUUGGAAUCAAAUUUGGAAUCGAGCCUUUAAAGCAAUAAUGAUUCACCCAUCAGAAAACGCACAGAUCGUACCACUGGCAUCCAUAGCAACAGAUGCAACGAUAAAACCAUACUUAGUUCAAUAUAAGUUGAAAGUUCUUCCUGCUUUCUCGUUAAACCGAGCUAGUACGAUCAUUCUAUUGACCUUUGGAGUUACUCUCUUCAUUUUUGUUCGGAAGAAGUUCACAAAAUCCAAAUUGCUCAAAUCGCAUUCAGGACUGGGUGUAGCUGCGUUAUUUCUAUCUGGUUCGUGCUAUACACUGACUUUUGCACUACUACAACAUUCAACAUCAGCCAACUUUGAAGAUGCAUGCUUUUUAAUGUUGACUGUGUGCAUAUCGACUACGGUGGAGCAUAUGUUACUGAUCACACAAGCUGUAGUGGCUAGAGAAAAGAAAGAUAUUCGCAUCAACAAUAGGGUUGGAAAGGGAUUGCAGCAAGUAGGCGUUCAGAUGACAACAACAUUACUCGGUGAAUUACUGAUACUUGCUAUUGGAAGUACGAUGAAGCAGAAUAGCGCUUAUAUUAAAUCAUUCUGUUUGUUCACCAGCACUGCAUUGGUUUUGGGAUAUAUAUUAUGCUUGACAUUGUAUAUUGCCAUUUUAUCGAUCGAUAUCCGACGAGCAGAACUGGCAGAUUUAGCUAAUCAUGAACAUGAAAAUGAACCUGUUCAUUAUGAGAGUGAGGAGACGUUAUCUUAUUUUUACGCACAACAAUAUCAUGAACGACUAAAGAACAAAUCGAGAAGAGCUUUCAAUGCCUUAUUGCUUUGUGCUAUUUUACUGAUAUUACAUUUUCAUGCACCAUCGAGUGCAGUCGCUUCAGAAUCGAUUACUUUCAAGUCCUUGAGGUCUCUUGCUAUACGAAAGCAAUAUAACGCCAUUUCAAGAGAUUUUUGGUCAACUUUGAAUCCUAAUUACAGUCCAACAACCCUACAAGUUUGCCCGCCCCAUAUUGUUGCUACAACGUUCUCCAACGACAUGAGUGAGCAAGAAGCUCAGGAGUCUAUGAAAAAAAUCAGCACUUACUAUUCAGAUAGGUUUUCCAACGUUCUGUACAGUAUGCGAUAUCAACAUGAUUCACAGCAGCACGGUUUUGAUGAGCAACAGCCUUACUGCUAUACUUUCUUAGAUUCAUUACAUCCUCUAUUACUCAUUCGCUGUAUAGUUGACAAUACCGGCAAUAUACCAAUACUUAUCCUUUACAUCAAGCUCAUUGGCAUUCUUUUAUGGAUGAUUCCGCCAGUUCGUGAACGAUUACUAUCACCUCUUUUACAUGCCUUGCUUUUGCGUAUCUCCAAACUUUUAUCUUAUACAUUUCUUCCCAGAUUCCUCAUCAAACUUAACCGGAUGAAUAGCAUGGGGAACAAUAGUCAUCACUUUAUUGGUGUCGUUGGAAGCGGUACGGGUAGUAGUAGCAGCUCUUUGGAUAAAAACAGUACUCAAAGCAACAGUGGGAAUAGUCAUAACGGCAGUAGUAUUCAUUUGGGCGCGAUUUCAUUGCAAUCACAAUUCAACAAACGACAGAAUCUGGAUAAUAUUCAUCAAGUCAAGAUUAAAACGCUCCUUGGAAUGCAUGUGGCAGAUCUUAACAUGAUACACAGCACUGAUCGGUUUCUUGUGUCUGUGGGUCAGGACAACAAAUUGGUUUUAUGGGAUGUUGCCACCGGUCAGUGGCUCGCUAGGCUGAACAAGCUGAACGGUCAAAGAUGUCGCGAAGAAGACGAUGAGAGAGAACUUUGGUUUGCUGAUGCUCAGCAACCGCGGAAGGACUGCUUCAACAGCAAUGGUAAUUCGAUAAGAACAAAAGCGACUGCUACAGCAGCAACCCCGGAUGAUGGUCGAGUACAGCGCUGUCUCCCUCAUCCACGAUGUGCUCAACUCUCUUUGGAUAAUAAAUUUGUAGUUGCAGGGUUUGAGAACGGUGCCGUUUGUGUUUGGGACACGAUCACACUUCAACUGAAACAUGAGCUCAUGACAAAAAAACGGCAUCAGCGACAGCAACAACACAGUCGUGUAUUACAUGUCAAGUUUUUGGAUCAUCAAACAUUCAUAUCUGUCCAUAAAGAUAAUUCUUUGCAAGAAUGGAAUGCAAAAACAGGCCAGCUAAUCGACUGUAUAGAAGACACAGGGCAUAUUCAAAAUAUCAGUCAUGUAUAUACUUUACCCAAUUCAAAUAGCAAUGAUAGCUAUCAGGGGCAGGAACAGCUUGUUUGGACAGCAUCCAGUAAAGAAGGUUUGGUUAAAUGUUGGAAGAGGCGGGAUGUCUCGACGGAAAAAUCGACUGUUACACGAUGGCAAAAUCUAUACAGUAUCACGAUUCCUCAUUGUGUUACUUCUGUUGCGGCAGAUCAACUUCAGGAUGGAAGUGGAAUUCUUGUCCUUGGCUCUAUUGAUGGUGCUGUCAGGGUUUACGACUACAUCUCGGGUGCACUAGUGAAUACUUUGUCAAGAGGCGGUUAUAUCAAGAAGAAGGAAAGAGAUGCAGAAGUCGGCGGCCCUCUACUAAAAUUCAGCACAGUUGCAAUGAAUGAUUCCGAGCCCUCCAUGAACAAAUAUAGCCGCUAUGGUUACGAGGGCCACAUUUCUUCGUCCUUGUUGUUAUCGUUUGAUCAACAAGGUUCCUCUCAACAGAGUUUACAACAGCAGAGACAGCUACAACUUGGACAGAAUGAGCAUUGCAAUGGAACUGUUAUAUUCGAUCACCAGGAUGCUAUUAGUCAAGUUGUGGUGACGCCUAUUCGUGUACCCGGUUUUGAAAAUGAUACAUGUCCUCAAUGCAAAACGACGCUGUCCUUGGGUUUCUUUGUGGCAUCUUGCUCCUUAGAUGAAUCAGUGCAUGUCUGGAGACUGAUAAAUACAACGGCAACAGAAAAUGGAUGUGGCUUCUGUGCCAAGAAGAACUAUUAUCGACAUUCAGCUUUGAAACAGGCAGCAACAGCAGCAAAGAAUGACAAUAGUAACGUCUGUAGAAGGAAGAAGAGCUCGGUUGGCACUACAUUACGUCAAAGGCUGGCAAAAGAAGAUAUGGCGGCCUCCUCAUCUGUCGCCUGUCAACAAUCACAAUGCAAAGGGCAGUUGUUGCAACCAUUAUUUCUAGGAAAAUUGUCUCAGCUCGGUGGGCGAGGUCUUGUAUUUUGCGAUAAUAUGGUGUUAGCUGGUCUACGCCGUACUGUCAAGCAGCAGCACCAUUAUGCCAGCGAAGAGAGCUUUUGGGAAGUAUGGUUCACAUCACUACAGUACUAUGAGCCUCCUUCUCUAACAACAGAAGAUACUGCACUUAUACCUGUUAUUUCAUAUGACCUUGAGAAGGAUGAAAACUAUUACUAUCCGUUACAACAACAAAUGCAGCAAGAAGAAGAAGAACGCAUGAGAGAAGAUUUAUUAAAAAAGCGGAAUAAGAGCUGCUUAUGGGAGCAAUUCUUAUUGAAAUUUUUUGGAAUUAAAAAAGUGGCAUCGACAAAAAAGACAGCAGACAGCCGUUUUCAAAAGUCUGCGACAACAGCAACCUGUUUGCGAAAAAACCCUCCAAGCAGCGAUUGUAAUUUUAAUUCUAAUUAUACCUCAUUAUCAUCUUAUCAGCCUUCGAAUGCCAAUGCGUUCAAUAUCAACAAUAUACCAGAACAGGACGAUACAGAGAAUGAAGAUGAUGUUGACGCGUACGAAGUUUUGCCUUUCUCUUUAAUUCAACAUGCUACCAGCACAGAUGGUCGGGGUCUCAGUUGUGACUAUGGCAAUUUUAUCAAAAUAAUCUCGUUCGCAACUGAAGGCUAG